AACUUUAUCUUAGUUUCAGAAUUUUAGUAUUUUAAUCGAAAAUUAAGGACGUACAAUUAAUAAGUACUUAAUAACUAACAAAGCCAUAGGGAUGGAGGCACGUAGACGUCGCAAAGCAAGAAUGGAUCGUGAUGGCUCCUCUGAACGAGGCCGAGAUGGCAAGAGCGGUCCUCAACGAAAUGGAUCAUCUGCCAUUAAAAAGUUAUUCUUCGUUUUUUUUGUUGUAUUUGGAAUCGGAGCACUUGGAUAUUCUUUAUCAGUAUUACGGCCUGUCGAGAUGGACGACAUCCCAAUUUUUCAAGCUGAUAUCAAAAUCAACCAAGUACUGGAACAAGGAGAGCGAAUUAUUGUCGGGCAAGUUGGCCCUGAAUCCAUGGCAAUUGAUAAAAAUGGAAAUAUAUAUACUGGUCUACGGGAUGGCAGAAUUAUCAAAAUUCAUCCGAGUGCGACAGGUGAACUAGGUGUCGGAUUGGUUGAAGAUUUCAGAAAUGGACCAAUACCGGGUGUUGAACCUAUUGAUGGACAUGUAAUACCCCGCCCACUUGGACUCCGCCUCCGUGGAGAUAUUUUGUAUGUUGUAGAUGCCUAUUACGGUAUUUAUACUCUGAAUAUGAAAACAAAAGAAGUGCGCCCCCUAGUGAAACCAGACGAUGUGGAACCAAGCAUGAAAUUUCCAAACGAUUUAGAUAUUUCGAAAGAUGGGAAAUACAUUUAUUUCACAGAUACGAGCUCGAAGUGGAAUCUGGGUCUUUUCUAUUAUGAUGUCCUGGAGGGAGAAUGCUUGGGGCGUUUAUUCCGACUAACGGUCAAAACUGGUGAAAUUAAACUCCUUGCUUCGAAGCUCUGCUUUGCAAAUGGCGUGCAACUUUCAAACGAUGAGAGCAGGGUCGCUGUUUCUGAAACCACUCGAUUCCGAGUCCUUUUUCUUGACACCAAAACUGGAAAAGUUGAAAAAGUUACGGACGUACCCAGCAUGCCAGAUAAUAUCCGUCGUAGCCAAAAAGGGGGUUUUUGGGUCGCAUUACCAGUUGGUCGAUCACAUUUCGUAGAUUUUCUUUGGAAAUACUCGAUUUUACGUCGAGUUUUUACUGGUUUGGUGCCUUAUUCAUUGUAUCCACGUUUUGCAAGUGAUAAAUAUGGAUUGGCGGUUGAAUUGGACGCUAAUGGUAACAUUGUUUCGUACGUUCAUGACAUCACAGGGAAAACAUCAAAAACUGUCUCUGAAUUAAUGGAGACAAAAGAUGGCGCUCUGUUUGCUGGUUCUUAUAAGGAGCCAUAUAUGGUGAAAGUUGAAAAGAGAUAAUUAUAAAGAUUAAGCGGUGCUAUUAUAGCAUGAGGCCCAUUGCCAUAUGUCUCCCACCCAGUCUGAGAUAUUUCAGGUUAGGGUCAGAUCUAUCCAAUAAAUCGCUAAACUAAACGCAUAGAGAUACCAAGUGACCGUACAUUUGAACCCAUGCGUAUAUAUGCGGGUUCAAUCUAUAUGCGGGUGCUAAAACCCAUGGGUUAGGUUUAGUAUGGGUUCAAAUAUCCGUAAAACAAAAAAAAUGGUGCAAUAGUAUGCAGGUGCAAUUGUCGUGUGUUCAAAUGUACGUGGGUUCAAAUGUAAUGGAACCAGAUACCACAGUGUGAGUUCUAUCACUACUUACUUAGAUGAAGUCUGAGGUCUAUCGCGUCUCUUGAUGCAUCUGUAUAGGUCAAUUCUUGGAUGUGUACAAAUUAGUAUUUACUAAAUUGAACGCAUAAAAAUAAAUGAUGCCCAUUAGGAAUGGAAAUGCAGCAAUAGAUCUCACGCUAUAUCAUUAUACCUCACGAUAGUACCAGCUUUUUGUAUAUCUCAUGCUAUAGGGUAGUGGUUCUUAUGCUAUAGUAUUACUGAAAAGCUUUUAUUUUUAUGUAUGGGUGUCAAAAAGAAUCGAAUAUAUUUGAAAUUUUUUAUUCAGAUGUAGAAAU
Styela clava is the source of this 1950-nucleotide messenger RNA. RefSeq names its product adipocyte plasma membrane-associated protein-like. Gene Ontology annotation, molecular function: hydrolase activity. NCBI's taxonomy places the organism in Eukaryota, Metazoa, Chordata, Ascidiacea, Stolidobranchia, Styelidae. The record is from RefSeq and is a predicted model, not a curated record. Gene Ontology annotation, cellular component: endomembrane system.